AGCACAAACACACAUUACAUACUCAGGCCUAUUACACUGAUUAUUCAUCAAAUUAAAUAAUUCUACAAUUAUAUAUGCCUAAAUAAUUAUCAGAAACAUAACUGAAUUCAUGUUAUCAUCGCACUGAGAGUAAAAUAUUGAUCCAAAAUGCUACAAGCGACAAAGCCUACAGUCCAUGAUGUGUGCCCUUCUUCUACAAAUCAUUUUACGUCUUGGAUGGCAAAACAAUUUAUGUGGAUGAGUCCUUCUGAUUAAACGGGAUUUGUGGCAAUUUUUGAUAAGCCAAUAAGUUAUUUAUUGACAUUUCAUCAUUCGAAGAGCUUCAAUCCAUCAAAGGAAAUGACAGAAAGAUAUGAUUUCCUUUUUAAAUUCUUGGUGAUUGGAAGUGCGGGAUCAGGGAAAUCCUGUCUUCUCCAUCAAUUUAUAGAAAACAAGUUCAAGCAGGACUCCAGCCACACCAUCGGAGUGGAGUUUGGCUCCCGGGUGGUAAUGGUCGCUGGCAAGACGGUCAAGCUGCAGAUCUGGGACACAGCUGGACAGGAGCGAUUCCGAUCAGUGACUCGCAGUUAUUACAGAGGGGCAGCAGGGGCUCUCCUGGUUUAUGACAUAACCAGUCGGGAAACGUACAAUUCUCUGACCAACUGGUUGACAGACGCUCGGACACUGGCCAGUCCAAACAUCAUCAUUAUCCUCUGUGGGAACAAGAAGGACCUGGAAGCUGACAGAGAGGUCACUUUCCUUGAGGUAUCCCGUUUUGCCCAGGAGAAUGAAGUGAUGUUCCUGGAGACGAGCGCCCUCACCGGAGAGAACGUGGAGGAGGCCUUCCUCAAAUGUGGUCGCACCAUCCUCAACAAGAUAGAGUCAGGUGACUUAGAUCCAGAGCGGAUGGGCUCAGGGAUCCAGCAUGGUGACACGACGGUGAGGCAGCUUCGCCAGUCGCCACAGGCUGGCUCAGAACAGGGCAGAGAUCCGUGCAACUGUUAAAGGCUAAUGCUAACUCAGCUCUAAGACACACAGAUCCCAUGUCUUCAGGCUUUUAGAGGACUGCCCUGUGACUUUUGACCCCUGCCCCUGGAAAAUUGCUGGAGAGACCCUGUGUGGAACUUAAGGCUGGGUUAGCGUCUUGAUCAGGAACAGUGAUGUGAUUAUCUGGGUCCAGUCAUUGAGAUACUCUUCUCCAGGCCUGUCUCUCUCUGACUACUGCUCCGCUGUGCAUCGCCAGGGACUACAAGUGACAUCAGCAGAGAGACCUGACCAAUCACAGAGCCAGGCCCAUGGACACACACAUCAGGAUGUUUGUUUUCAAUGUCUUUAUUCAGAAGCAACUGCCACAGCAGCUCAUACACCUUUCACUGUUCACUCAAAUGAUGUCUCUUGAUAUAAAGAUAGUGAAAGUCCAGUCAAAGCUUGUAGACAGUGAUGGGACUGACAUGGUGUAAGGAGAACACAACACCAGACUUUUAUUUGUGUUCGAUCUCUAUAAAAGUUUAGCCUAUUUAUUGGUUGUGUUAAACUGUUGUGAAUAUAUCAAAAGGAAAUAACAUUUGUGACAUUGGUGUACAAUGUUUUAUGAGACUGUAAAAAGUAGGGAACUUGUUUGACAACGUUAAUACACUUAUAUAUACAUACACACACACAAAGUAUGUGGACCCCCUCAAAUUAGUGGAUUCAGCUAUUUCAGACACAGGUGUAUGAAGUCGAGCACACCGCCAUGCAAUCUCCAUAGACAAACAUUAGCAAGAGAAUGGCCUUAAUGAAGAGCUCAGAGACUUUCAACGUGACACCGUCAUAGGAUGCCACCUUUCCAACAAGUCAGUUCAUCAAAUUUCUGCCCUGCUACAGCUGCCCCGGUCAUUUGUAAGUACUGUUAUUGUGAAAUGGCAACAACUGCUCAGGUGUGAAGUGUUAGGCCACACAAGCUCACAGAAUGGGACCACCGAGUGUUGAAGUGCGUAAAAAUAAUCUGUCCUCGGGUUGCAACACUCACUAUCGAGUUCCAAACUGCCUCUGGAAGCAACGUCAGCACAAAAACUGUUUGUCGGGAGCUUCAUGAAGUUGAUUUCCAUAGCCGAGCAACCACACAAGCCUAAGAUCACAAUGCCAAGCGUCGGCUAGAGUGGUGUAAAGCUCGCCGCUGUUGGACUCUGGAGCAGUGGAAACGCGUUCUCUGGAGUGAUGAACCACGCUUCACCAUCUGGCAGUCCGUCAAACAAAUCUGGGUUUGGCAGAUGCCAGGAGAAUGCUAACUGCCCCAAUGCAUAGUGCCAACUGUAAAGUUGUUUCAGCAUGACAAUGCCCCCAAGCACAAGCAAGGUCCAUACAGAAAUGUUUUGUUGAGAUCGGAGUGGAAGAACUUGACAGACUCGCACAGAGCCCUGACCUCAACCCCAUCGAAUACCUUUGGGAUGUUUUGGAACGCCACCUGUGAGCCAGGCCUAAUCGCCCAACAUCAGUGCCCGACCUCACUAAUGCUCUUGUGGCUGAAUGGAAGCAAGUCCCCACAUGUCCCAACAUCAAUGGAAAGCAUUCCCAGAAGAGUGGAUGCUGUUAUAGCAGCAAAGGGGGGACCAACUCCAUAUUAAUGCCCAUGAUUUUGGAAGGAGAUGUUCGACGAGCAGGUGUCCACAUACUUUUGUUCAUGUAGUUUAGGAGUUGGAGGCAAGCCCUACAGUCGUUUGUAUGUAUGAAUGAAGACAGUGUGCAUUGGAUCUUGAUGACUCAAACUUCAGGUUAGGGGGAAAACAAAUAUGAUGUAUUUUACAUGUGUGAGGUAUUGUGCAAUGAUUAUGAAAGGGUUGAGGCCAUAUCUAAAUCCACUCAAACCAGAUUGUCAUUGAUGGACCGAAGUAAAGCACAAACGUGAGUAUCUCAAUUUUUAAAGUUGUUUGUGUGAUUGUUUUUAGUAGAUGCAUAUAUCUGGACUAUGAUCUUACAUGUGAUGUUUGUGUGCUAGAUAUAAUUAUUAAACUGAAGAACUGCCCCUCCUUUGCAAAGCCUGUAUGAGCUUGAAUUAAUAAAUAAUUAAGCCAAAUUCAUUACACUUUCUCUUUCUAUAACUUUGCAUUGGUAUGAGUGUGGCUGACACAAAUUUUACACACCCCUGUUCCGGAGUCAGAUCCUACACGUCAACAUAGAAUGAAUCAUCUUCAGUGGUUAAAUUGAGCUAGGGCUACAUGGCUCCUGCACCUUGGGUUAAAGGGAGAGGCAAGCUCCAGCACCUUGGGUUAAAGGGAGAGGCAAGCUCCAGCACCUUGGGUUAAAGGGAGAGGCAAGCUCCAGCACCUUGGGUUAAAGGGAGAGGCAAGCUCCAGCACCUUUCAUGUUCAAAGAGAAAAGUUGGAUAAAAAGUAAGAUAAACCAACAUUAGGGUUGUGGUUGAAGAGGUUUUUUUCAAAUACUAUAUAUACACACAUUUUUCACAUUUGUUUUUCAUGAGAAAUUAAUGCUUAUAGGUACCUUUUUGUGUGUGUAAAAUAUUACUGUUCUCAGAUUUUAAUAGAAUCAUAGGUGUGUAUUAAAAUGGAUUUUGUUGCAAAAUGCUAUAAGUAUCGUAUCCUGUAUAUUUAACAAAUUCAACCCAUCAUAAAUCCAGCCUCAUGCUAUAGUGUUUGGUUAGAGUUAGGUCUUGUCUUGAAUGGCACUACUUUUGACCAGAGAACAGAUGUCAUAUUACUCUUUUGAUAAUUGUUUUAAUAUAUAUUUUUUUAAAUGUCAGAAAUUUAUAAUUUGUACAGUUCUUUAUUAAGUGUUAUUUGUCAUGUUUGAGUGUAAAACCUUGCAGUGUAACAUAGAUACAGACGAGGCGUAUAUAUCUCGUUUUGCAACAAAAUGUGAUUGUUUGUCUCUCUGAAAUACAUCCAUCGUAUAAUAGGUUUCAAACAAAUGUGACAGGGUUGGUUAUGUUUCCACUUGCCUCUAAAGAAAGGGGUAUUUAAUGUUCAAGCAUUCUUAUUGGUUGGUUCAACUUUGAUGACAAUAAGGCGUGUUGUGAUUGGCCCCGCUUGCAGAUAGUGGGAGAUCGCGAAAGUCAGGUCUUCCCAGUAUGAAAAUGUGAUGCAAGGGUUAGGUCACGUUCUGAAUACUGUUUUCUAUUUUACAAUGUGUACAAGUUUGCUGUACAUUACUGAUUUAUACAUGUGUGGGUAUAUGGUACCUGUUAGGGAUUGAGGGGCUUUCUGGGAUGAGCUUUGGCAUAUGAUUGCUGUAAAUAAGUGUGUUAGCUAGCAUACACCGACGUAAUGGUCAUACAAGCCCACUGCUAACGCAGUUGUCUUCAUGCUUCAGAUUUUGCUAUCAAUACCGUUAAGCCCUGCACAACUAACGUGCUGUUUCCUAUUUAACAACAGCAACAGAAAUAAAUUAUGCCCAACUGGGA
Messenger RNA from Salvelinus fontinalis (brook trout), 4375 nucleotides. Its product is annotated as ras-related protein Rab-4B-like. Gene Ontology annotation, cellular component: endosome. NCBI's taxonomy places the organism in Eukaryota, Metazoa, Chordata, Actinopteri, Salmoniformes, Salmonidae. The record is from RefSeq and is a predicted model, not a curated record. Gene Ontology annotation, biological process: Rab protein signal transduction; regulation of endocytosis. The transcript is spliced from 8 exons. Bases 340 to 984 code for a protein of 214 amino acids. Gene Ontology annotation, molecular function: GTP binding; GTPase activity.